AUGGAGGAGGCGGAGGUGGCGGCUUCGCGUGCUUCCAAGAGGGGCAGAUCUAUUCCGGUUGAUGACCAAGAAAAACCACCGGAGAGCGGCAGCAGCCUCGACGAUCUGCGGAGCCUCGAGGAUCUCAUCAGCAACCUCCCCGAUGCCAUCCUUGGUACCAUAAUUUCUCUCCUCCCCACUAAGGAUGGCGUGCGCACACAGGUACUCUCCCACUGUUGGCUUCCCCUCUGGCGCUCCACACCUCUCAACCUUGUGGUUGAUCAUCACCUAGCAAUCAUCCCCGAUGUGGUCUCCAAGAUCCUAUCUGACCAUCAAGGCUCUGCUCGCCGCUUCUCGCUCCACCUCGCCAUCCUCACCAGACGCAGGGGCGAGAUUGAUGGGUGGCUUUACUCCCAAUCCCUCGAUAACCUCCAGGAGAUCGAGGUCGCCAACAAGGCAGCGGCACACUACAUACUGCCUACGGCCGUGCUUCGUUUCGCGCCCACGCUCUGCGCAGUCAAUCUAGAGCGUUGUCAAUUCCCCAACUUGGUUGUGCUGCCGUCUCCAAAUUUUCCGCUCCUCAAGCUGCUCAUCCUAUAUGAAGUCAUCAUCUCUGAGGACUCUCUCCACAACUUGCUCUCUGAGUGCACAACUUUAGAAAGCCUUUCGCUACAUUUUGUGAACUUUGGUCGCAUAUGCAUUAGCUCCCUAACUAUUAGGAGCAUCAUCUUCAAUGCUUCAUGGGACACUUCUCAAGAGCUUGUCAUUGAGAAUGCCCCUUGCCUUGAGAGAUUAGUAUCAUCUAAUCUGUCAAUGAGUCCUACGAAUAUACGGUUCAUCCAGGCAAUUGAUCCCUUACGCAGUCCUACGACCGUCCGGGGAAAGGUUGCUCUCAGUUUGACAACCAAAAUGCACACCAUGAAGAUUCUGUUUCUUGACUCCAUCGGUCCUAAAUUUGAUGUGUCAUACCCAGAAAAGGGGAUGAAUAAUUUGCAGAAAUAUGACCCACGGGAUCCAGUUGAAUGCCUUGAGUUUCAUCUCAAGAAAGUGGUGUUAAGGAAUUAUAAUGGUAACAACAAGGCAGCUAUGGACUUUGCGAAGUUCCUUAUCUUGAAUGCGAAAGUUCUAAAGGAUAUGAAAAUUGAAGUCAUUAGCAACCGCAGUGACAAGCGUCUGCAAUAUCAUCGUAGGCAGUUGCAAGUGGAGAACAGGGCUUCACAAGAUGCCCGUGUUGAACUCAAUAGGUGCGGGCCAAGAUUCAUGCAUAGUCGAUAUGGCCAUGAUUUCUCAAGGGCUGAUCCCUGGGACACUGUUGAAUAG
Molecule: messenger RNA, 1299 nt
Organism: Brachypodium distachyon (stiff brome)
Lineage: Eukaryota; Viridiplantae; Streptophyta; Magnoliopsida; Poales; Poaceae
Product: F-box/FBD/LRR-repeat protein At3g26920-like
Exons: 3
Coding region: 1-1299 (432 amino acids)
Molecular function (GO): protein binding
Source: RefSeq, a predicted model, not a curated record